GAGAAUGGAAUUACAGGACAGAACUGGAUAUACUGAGAGUUCUUUUGUGUGCAUACUUCGGUAUGUAUUUCAACAGACACCUAAUUCUCUGUGUACUUAAGGAUUAAUCUGAGGGAUGGUCUUUAAGGCAAAAUGUAGGUAGCACUGUGUCACUUUAGCUUUGGAACGUUCACUUGUUGAACCGAAGUGCGGGGAAUACGUAGUCACAACUCCAAGUGAAGUGAAGAAGUCACCUACCCAGCCAGGCUGAGGUCCGAUGGAGUCGAACGGGAGCGCGGUGAAAAGCGGGAGAAGUUUGAAAAGGGUACCGACUACGACUUCUGCCAAGACGAGCAAAAGCGUGAGCCCAAAGGUCAAGGACUGGAGCGGGAAAAACGGGCAGAGCCGCACGGAAUCGAGCCCCAGGAGGAGGAGAGCCGUUAACGCCAUCCCGACGGGGAGACAGUUGCCCCGAACUCCUCCCGCGACUGAGCGGAACGAGCGCUCGCGCGCACCAGGCAGCGCGCGCGAAGUGGAGGCGCCCGCUGGCGGCACAGCGUCUCGCGACUCUUCACCGCGCCACACAGUCACAGGCGCUGCUUCAGUAGUAAAGAAGGACUGUACACACACACAGGGCGCCAGGGCUCCUCUGCCAAAAGAUGACUUCAGUACGCGGGAAAUGGAUGAGCCGCAACACGAUGAAGAGUUGAGGAAGACGACGACGCGAAGGCCGAGCACCAUUUCUGCCACGAGCAAAUGUGUGCAUCUGGAGGAGUUGAAUCCAGAUUGCUUCAUUAGAGGUAUGCAGGGCUACCAAUGGACCACAGAGGACCUGGAGUUUGUGGAGCACGCUAAAAAUGAGAGACAAAUCCGGCAGUUACAAGAUGAACUGAAAAUGCUGCAGAAGCAUCUGAAGGAUGAGCAGCAUAAACUGGAUCUUUGUCUAGCCAUAAGAGACAAAGUACAGGCUGACCUGGCUGAGAUUGCUGAUUUUGAUCGGGUCGUACAACUGGGCAGAGACUUUCUCAGUGAGAAACUGGACUCAGCAGAAGUGGAGGCAAUGGACCCCAAGUCUGUUAUGUCACAAAUCCGCCUUGAAGAUGUCCAGCAGGCCAUACGUAAAGAGCAGUCCAAAGCUGUGGUUCUGGAAGAGAAACUGGCAAGGUUGCAGGACCUCGGCAGUAAAGAAGAAGAAACGUGGCAGAAGGAAGUGGAAAUCCAGGAGAAAAGAAUCUCUGAGAAACAGGCAAGACUGAGUGAAUUGGAAAAAGAAUCAUCUGAUCUUAAGAGUGAAUUGUCACAAGUGGAGGAGGCACUCAAGCUUACACAGAGUGAGGUGGAAUCUCUGAAGGCUUCCACACAGACCAAGCUAAUGGAGGAAGAGGUAGACAUGACCAAAAUCCUGAGACGCUCCAAGAGAAUUGCACGGAGGAAGGAGAACUUUCUAGAGCGAGAGACAUUUUUAAACAAAAUACGUGCUCGAAAGUGAUAUACAGUGUAAAUAAUGAAG
Messenger RNA from Scleropages formosus (Asian bonytongue), 1489 nucleotides. Its product is annotated as cytospin-A. Lineage: Eukaryota; Metazoa; Chordata; Actinopteri; Osteoglossiformes; Osteoglossidae. The record is from RefSeq and is a predicted model, not a curated record. Bases 257 to 1468 code for a protein of 403 amino acids. The transcript has 8 exons.